AUGGCUCCAAAUCUGGCUGACAAGGACGUUGGAGACGCAGAAAUCGCCUGCCUGAUUUGUCGGUCUCGAAAAGUCCGCUGCGACAAGGCCCUGCCCAGCUGUCGGAAUUGCGCACGCCUCGGCGUGACUUGCCCCGGAUACGACUCGGCCAGCAAGUACAUGUCGCAAAAGGACAUCACCACGUCCCUGGAGAAGAUAUUCAGAGAAGCCGGCGUGGAGAAGCGCCGGAUAGGAUCAUGCCGCGCGUGUCGCGGCUCCAAGCACCGGUGCUCGAGAGACCAGCCCCGGUGCGAGCGAUGCGUCUCCCGAAACAUCAAGUGCGUCUACCCGUCCAAGAGGAGCUCGAGAGAGCGCUCUUGGGGCUCGAAAGAGGCGCCCCGCAGACUGGGCUCUUGCCCGUCCCCGGUGCCCAGCCCCGGGCCCGCCAUCGACAGCUGCGCGGGGGACGACGCGCCCUACACGCAUGUCGCCGUCGACAGCCACCCGACGUCGCCGUUCGCAGCCCUCGCCGGCCACGCUGCGUUCCCGGCGGCUUCCGCGCCCUCGGGCAGCUUGUCCCCCGGCCCGAGAGCCCAGCUGGCCUGGUUCGCGCCCGCCUACGCCAUCGGCAUCCCCAUCGGCGUCCCCGUCGCUGGCGCUCCCGCAGGCGGCGUCUUUGACGAGCCACCCCCGGUGUUUGCGUCGGAAAUGGCGGGUUUGCACGCGCGCGCUGGGCCCUUGGCGCCGGCGCCGGCGGAGAUUUUCGGGGCGGCGGGCUAUGCCGGGUUGAUGAAGGACUUGGGCUGCGUGGGCGCGAGCGGUGCGCAUGCGCCAUGCUGGGCGCGCAACUAG
Messenger RNA from Ustilaginoidea virens, 831 nucleotides. RefSeq lists its product as uncharacterized. The record is from RefSeq and is a predicted model, not a curated record. The transcript has 4 exons. Bases 1 to 831 code for a protein of 276 amino acids. Gene Ontology annotation, molecular function: zinc ion binding; DNA-binding transcription factor activity, RNA polymerase II-specific. Lineage: Eukaryota; Fungi; Ascomycota; Sordariomycetes; Hypocreales; Clavicipitaceae. Gene Ontology annotation, biological process: regulation of DNA-templated transcription. Gene Ontology annotation, cellular component: nucleus.